Trichoderma reesei QM6a is the source of this 1719-nucleotide messenger RNA. Its product is annotated as N-terminal binuclear Zn cluster-containing protein. Gene Ontology annotation, molecular function: DNA-binding transcription factor activity, RNA polymerase II-specific; zinc ion binding; DNA binding. The coding region runs from base 1 to 1719 and encodes 572 amino acids. Lineage: Eukaryota; Fungi; Ascomycota; Sordariomycetes; Hypocreales; Hypocreaceae. The record is from RefSeq and is a predicted model, not a curated record. The transcript has a single exon. Gene Ontology annotation, biological process: regulation of DNA-templated transcription; DNA-templated transcription; response to xenobiotic stimulus.
AUGGCGCAACUCCAAGAUCCUGACCAGGACCAGGACCAAGACUCGCUGACCCCGGCUCCUGAGUCUCAGCCGGCGGCCCAGCCUCAGCAAGCGCAGCCGCAGGCGCAGAAAGGUCGCAUACGUGCCAAGAAAGCGUGCAUAGAAUGCCGCAGACGCAAGCGCAAGUGUGACGGCGUCUUCCCUUGCUCCAUGUGCACCCACUAUCAAUACAACUGCGGAUUUGACGGCGAAAUCGUCACCAGUGGCCUGCAGCAGAAGAGACCCCAUGAUGCGCUCCUCGAGCCUGGUGAGGGUUCCCAAAACGCCUCGGAGACGCCCGAGGAGACCGGCCGCCCAUCCCCCCUCGUCCGCGGCAUCAUUGAGCCGGCCAAGCGGCGUUAUAUGAACCAGAACUCAGCAGUGGCCUUUCCAAACCAACUCGGCGUCGAGCUUGAGUCGGCUCAUCCCCCACGACUUCAUUCAUUUGCCUGGAACUGCGGCAUUCGUCCGGAGGAGCCUGGCUCGAUUCAUGCCCCCCUGACGGACUACGUUACCUGGGAGGAGUGCAGACACUACACGGACAUCUACUUCGCGACGGUGGGUGUGCCCUUUCACCUGUUCGACAAGGACGAGUUUCUGCAGCAAUGCGACACCUACUUCAACAGGCGCAAUCAGGAUCUGAUUCUCGGUGCCUUGAUCGGAGCCGUUGUGUCUCUUGGCUCUCUUUUUGCCUUUCGUGACGGCCAUCAUCUGGAGCCCCAGAUCGUCAAGCAUGUCAAGGACGUCCUGGAAGACUCGACUUUUAGUCGUCGCCCCUCCAUUGACCAGGUCAACGCGUGGAUCUUGCGGACUCUCUAUCUCCGCUCGACAACCCGACCUCAUCUCACCUGGCUUGCAUCCUGCACCGUCAUGCACCUGGUAGAGGCUGUUGGUCUUCACCGGGACCUUGAGUCCGACCUUGUCACCCAAAGCGGCGAGACGCGGGCCCGGGAGGACGAAGGGAGCAAGAGGACCUUUUGGCUUGCUUGGUGCAUCAAUACCAUUAUCGCGUACGAGUACGGCCGUACAAAGAUUCAUUUUGAUGGCGAAGACUCUAGGCCAACCCCCUUCAACGACACGAGCGAGACUGGCCUCCAGAUACGCAUGGCCAGAAUCUUGCCUAGUGAGAACGCCAACGCCGACGCCAUGGCUGUCAGCAAGUCACUUGAGGGUGCCAUUCAGAAGCUUGUUGACUUGGGAGACGUCAGGGGCUUUCCCGCUCUUACCCGAGGAGAUCUCUGCUUCUGCCUCUACCGUCGCCUGCGCCUCCUCAAAAUCAGCAUCAGCAAAGACACCUUGUCCCACAUUCUCCAGAUAGGACAACACGCUGUCGAUGCAGCCUACGAUCUGGCACAGCGAGGCGUCCCGUGGUGGAAUGUCUUGGGCACCACUUUCCAGUUCUUCUGCGUUCUGCUCGCCAUCGACAACCGUGACAGCCUCACCCAGGUCUCGUGGGUCCUCUCCAGACUUGACGGCAUCGUGCAGAUACUCAACACACACAUGGCCUUUGAAGCAUUCGAGACGGCCAAGACGCUGAUGAGAGACUUGCUCGUCAAGAAGAGGCAAGAGGUUGCCUUGCUAGAGAUGUCGGAAGGUAGUGACAUACCGUUCUCUAACAGGGAGCUCACGCCUGACUGGGACAUGAUGUUGAAUCCGUUUUACACGACUGGGGGCUUCAACUUUAAGGAUUUCGGAGUCUGA